This is a messenger RNA of Adineta steineri, 864 nucleotides long. The record is from the annotation of a GenBank genome assembly. NCBI's taxonomy places the organism in Eukaryota, Metazoa, Rotifera, Eurotatoria, Adinetida, Adinetidae.
AUGAGAAACGUAUGUCAACGUUUCAACAGUAUCGUAGAUAGCUAUCAUCGAUACCAGACACUCAUCAUAUUAAAUCUCUGGGGAUGUGAAAUCGGGGAUCAUGGAGCUCAAUAUUUGGGUGAUGCAUUACACUACAAUAUAACACUCACGACAUUGAAUCUCUACCAUAAUUCGAUUGGAGAUGUUGGCACUCAACAUCUGGCCUAUGGAUUGCAGCACAACACGACACUCACCACUCUAGAUCUCCGAGACAAUCACAUCAGAGAUCUUGGAGCACAAUAUUUGGGUGAUGCGUUACAUUACAACACAACGCUCACUACAUUAGAUCUUGGAUCGAAUAAUAUCAAACAUAUUGGAGCACAAUAUUUGGGCGAUGCAUUGCAACAUAAUGAAACGCUCACCCUACUAGAUCUCCGAAAUAAUCGCAUCGAAGAUCUUGGAGCACAAUAUUUGGGUAAUGCAUUACAACACAACACAAAUCUCACUAUACUAAAUAUCUGCCGAAAUUCGAUUGGAGAUAUUGGUGCUCAACAUUUAGGUUGUGGAUUACAGCAUAACAAGACACUGACCGCGUUAGAUCUCCGAGAAAAUCACAUCGGAGCUGUUGGAACACAACAUUUAAGUGAGGCAUUACAUUACAACACAACUCUUACCAUACUAGAUCUCGGAUCUAAUCGCAUCGAACAUGUUGGAGCAAAACAUUUGGCUGAUGGUUUACGACACAACACGGCACUCACGAAACUGGACCUCGAAUCGAAUCAUAUCGGAGAUGUCGGAGCACUAAACUUGGCUAAUGGAUUACGGCAUAACACAGUAAUUCUCUUUAUUUAUACCAUGCCUUUAUCACCCAUGCUUUUUAUUUAG